Leucoraja erinaceus (little skate) is the source of this 8322-nucleotide messenger RNA. RefSeq names its product IQ motif and Sec7 domain ArfGEF 1b (gene iqsec1b). The record is from RefSeq and is a predicted model, not a curated record. The transcript is spliced from 14 exons. The coding region runs from base 1648 to 5139 and encodes 1163 amino acids. Gene Ontology annotation, molecular function: guanyl-nucleotide exchange factor activity; protein binding. NCBI's taxonomy places the organism in Eukaryota, Metazoa, Chordata, Chondrichthyes, Rajiformes, Rajidae. Gene Ontology annotation, biological process: regulation of ARF protein signal transduction; actin cytoskeleton organization.
UGCAAGUAAGAUUUUUCAUUGUAUCUGUAUCUCACCGUACAUGUGCAUAUGACAAUAAUCUUGAUUCAACUCGACAGAUGCCUUCCAGGUGUGUAAUUCUGAAAGCCUCAGAACUAAUCCUUUUUGCCCCAAGGAGAACAACUUCAGUUUCUUUUCAUUCGCAAGAAGCAAGCAGUCUUUCAUCUCUGGUAGCAUUUAAUGAAUCUCUUAUGCACUUUCUUGAAAUCUUAAGCACUCUUUUGCCUAAUUAGUAUUUUGUAAAGGUUAGCAUGACAUCCUUGUUUGACUGGCUUGAUUGUAUUCUUUGAAUCCUUGCAAUGGGUUUAUAUGAGUAACAUGGCUUCUAAAAUGAGUCCCACAUAGUAGACUUACAAAUAAAUCACAAGGAAUUUAAAAGACAUUGGCUUGGGAGAGAUGAAAUUGGCUGAGGAGCAGGAAGCAGCAUUGUCGUUGAAAGGUUAUGUUUGGUACUGUCAGACGGGAGUAGAAUUUUGUUGCAUUGUGGAGCUGGAAAGCAUCAUUUUCAAGUGCUUAAAUCUACUAAUCUCACCGUUGUCUUUCCUUCAUCUGUUUUUUAUCAUAAAUCACUUUUCCCAAUAUCACUUCCUUUAUUGAGAUACUGGUAUUUUCAGUGAAGAUAGUUAGAAAUAUCCAGUAUCCCAGCCACACUCUUUGACUCUACAAAAGGUUGAUCUUUCAAUUAGUUAACUAUGGACAACUGCCUUAUUUUGUAUAGAAAAUAGUCUUGGAUUCAGCAGGAUUGUUUAACCGUUUAUGUAAAAGAAAGACCGAGUAGUUUCUGUUUUAUUUUCGGAAAUUGGUGAACUCUGUUCGGACUAGUGGGAAAUGUAUUUUUACAAUCCAUAGGCCUGAGGAAUUUGGCCUAAUCUGGUCCUUGUUUUGUAGUAUUAUUAGCUAAGUUUCCCUCAAAGAAUAGUUAAACAAAAUGCUUCCAGGUUUAGAUAUUUAAUUAGAUAUGAAGCUUGUUCUAUAAAUGUUUUAAUGUCUGGAACUCUGAAUCUGCAAGUGGUGACUUCACUCAAGUAAACAAAUUUUAAAACCGCAAUUUAUAGUUUCUUGCCAAAUGUUUUACAGGGAAGAUACACAGAUCUAUUCAUUACUAACUCCAUAUGAAAUGGUUUAUUAUACCAGACAAGCCAAAAAAACGUAGCGGGCUGCUGAGAGUUUAAACAGUCCCCACCAGAUGAUUCUGGGUGUGUGGUUGAUAGCUUGCUGUCUUCUGGAAAGUAAUGUUCAGAGGACCAACCAGUGCUGGAGCUCAACUGUCAAAUCACAUGGGGUUGUUUAGCCUUUUACCUUACUUGGUAAUUGUGAACAUCAUAUGUUUUCAGUUACUCUUUCAACAAUCAACAGAUUAUUUAUCGAGAAAACACGUCAAUGUCGCAAAGUAUAGUGAAACACCAAAUCUUGGAAAAAUGUUAACAAUAUUCUUUUGAGGCUUCAGGAUAUACACAUUUUCCUUAAAUAAGUUGGGAUGGAAAUUGUUUCAUGAUUGUGAGUCAUUUACUGCCUGCUAGUUCCACCAGGAAGUAAUUUGCUUGCUCUUGAAAGCUGCCUUUUACGCUGCUGCAACUAAAACUCCGAGAUUUGUCGGAAUAAAAUGACCAAACUGGUGAUUUCAAAAACAUGUGGAAUCUGAUGUGGAAGUACUGUAUUUCUGUGCGGACCAUCAGUGUGGAGGGUGAUGCUGCGGGAAGUGAGACUGGCACCUCUCUUGACAGCCCCUCAAGCUACAGCCACGGCCCAAUAACACUCAGCGCUGCCGCUAGCCCUGAUCAGUUCGAUGGUUCUUCAUUGGUAUCAUUCGCUAUCUCACCCGGUCAGCAACGUCCUCGGAGGCCAAAGCUACAGCAUUCCACCUCCAUAUUACGGAAGCAAGCAGAGGAAGAUGCAAUCAAGCGCUCAAGAUCUUUGUCAGAGAGCUAUGAACUCUCCUCGGAUCUGCACGAUAAACAGGUGGAGAUGCUUGAGCGUAAAUAUGGAGGACGUUUCAUAACGAGACAUGCGGCUCGAACCAUUCAGACAGCAUUCCGCCAGUAUCAAAUGAACAAAAACUUUGAAAGACUGAGAAGUUCUAUGUCUGAGAAUCGCAUGUCCAGACGCAUUGUUUUGUCCAAUAUGAGAAUGCAGUUUUCCUUUGAAGGACCUGAGAAAGUCCACAGCUCAUUUUUUGAGGGGAAACAGAUGUCUAUGACUGAUGAUGCAGGAAAAUUAGGAGCUAUCGUUCAAUCAGAUUGUGAAGAUCUCGGAGAUUCAGCAGUGAUGAAGUCUCCAGCUAAUAACAACGAUUUUGCAGAUGCAAUAACUGAGCUUGAGGAUGCAUUCUCAAGGCAAGUAAAAUCACUUGCAGAAUCAAUUGAUGACGCACUAAACUGCCGCACCUUGCACACUGAUGAUGGGCAUCCUACUGAGCAGGCCAAACGUUAUAAAGAAAAUAUGCAAAAGGAUGAAGAGAUGGACAGUAUAUCUUAUGCUAAAUCUCUUCAUGAAGCUGAACGCAGAAAGUUGGAUGACAUGUCUGCGUCGUACAGUGAUGUCACUCUGUAUAUAGAUGAGGAAGAGCUUUCUCCUCCACUCCCGGUAUCGUUACAUUCUGUGGAUAGGCCAUCCAGCACAGAAUCAGAUUUACGUCUCCGUUCAAUAAAUUCUGCCCAGGAAUACUGGUCCAUGACCCACAGGGAUGACAAACUGGACACGGAUACAAGCUGCAGGAGCACCCCUUCCUUAGAGUGUCAGGAGGCGAGGCUUCGUAUUGAUCACCUCCCUUUGCUAACGAUUGAGCCGCCCAGCGAUAGUUCAGUGGAUUUAAGUGACCGUUCAGAAAGAGGCUCGCUAAAGAGACAAAAUGCCUACGAGCAAAAUCCCAAUAGCCAGCGUGGAAGUCCCAAACACAUAACACACAUAUCACAUUCAAUACCCACUAGAAUACACCAUCGUGAUGAAGAAUCUGCUCGCCAUCGACCACGUCAGAUUGACAGCCAUCUUGCUAUAAACGGUUCAGCAAAUCGACAAAGCAAAUCAGAGUCUGACUUUUCCGAUGGGGAUAAUGACAGUAUCAAUAGCACUUCCAAUUCCAAUGAUACGAUAAACUGCAGCUCAGAAUCCUCAUCCAGAGAUAGUUUACGAGAACAAACUUUGAGCAAACAAACAUAUCACAAGGAAACACGAAACAGCUGGGAUUCGCCUGCAUUUAGCAAUGAUAUCAUAAGGAAACGCCACUACCGUAUUGGUCUAAACCUCUUCAAUAAGAAACCUGAGAAAGGUGUACAGUAUCUGAUUGAGCGUGGAUUCGUUCCUGAUACCCCUGUUGGUGUUGCACACUUCCUCCUGCAGAGAAAAGGCCUCAGCAGACAGAUGAUUGGCGAGUUUUUGGGCAAUCGCCAGAAACAGUUCAACCGAGAUGUACUUGACUGUGUUGUUGAUGAGAUGGAUUUUUCAGGAAUGGAAUUGGAUGAAGCACUCAGAAAGUUUCAGGCACACAUUCGGGUCCAAGGCGAAGCUCAGAAAGUAGAACGUCUUAUUGAGGCUUUCAGCCAACGUUACUGUAUCUGCAAUUCUGGAGUAGUGCGACUGUACAGAAAUCCUGAUACAAUCUUCAUCCUAGCCUUCGCAAUCAUUUUGCUGAACACAGACAUGUACAGCCCAAAUGUGAAACCAGAACGCAAAAUGAAACUGGAGGACUUUGUCAAGAACUUGAGAGGUGUGGAUGAUGGAGAAGACAUCCCUCGAGAGACACUAUUAGGAAUUUACGAACGAAUCCGCAAAAGGGAAUUGAAGACAAAUGAGGAUCAUGUGUCCCAAGUUCAGAAGGUCGAGAAAUUGAUUGUGGGGAAGAAACCGAUUGGAUCAUUGCAUCAUGGACUUGGUUGUGUACUUUCACUACCCCAUCGAAGAUUAGUCUGCUAUUGCCGAUUAUUUGAGGUUCCAGAUCCAAAUAAGCCUCAGAAACUUGGCUUACACCAGCGAGAAAUCUUCUUAUUUAAUGACCUGCUUGUGGUUACAAAGAUCUUUCAAAAGAAGAAAAAUUCAGUGACCUACAGUUUCCGGCAAUCUUUUUCCUUGUAUGGGAUACAAGUUCUCCUUUUUGAAAAUCAGUAUUACCCAAAUGGAAUCCGACUUACUUCAGCUAAUGCAGGUGCUGACAUCAAAGUUCUCAUUAAUUUUAACGCCCCCAAUCCACAGGAUCGUAAAAAAUUUACAGAUGAUCUUCGUGAAUCUAUUGCAGAAGUUCAAGAGAUGGAAAAGUACAGGAUAGAAUCUGAAUUAGAAAAACAAAAAGGAGUUGUACGGCCAAGUAUCUCUCAACUAUCAGGCCUGAAAAAGGAUCCUGGUAUUGGUACAUUAAGCAGGACCAGUCUGGAUGAUAGUUAUACCACUGGGGAAGGUUUAAAGAGGACAGCCCUAAGCAGUUCGCUCAGGGACCUUUCAGAAGCAGGCAAGCGUGGGCGCCGCAGCAGUGCAGGAUCGCUAGACAGCAAUAUGGAAGGGUCGGUCAUUAACAGCCCUCAUGUACAUCGAAGAGUCAACCCAACUGCACGAGAAAAUCCAAUCCGUCCUCAUCAGACAAUGUCAAACUCAUCAUCAUUGCUUGGUUCUUUAUUUGGUGGUAAAAGAGGAAAAUCAUCUACGCAGGGUUAUUCUCUAGCAGGGCCAUCUCAGCAGCUCCAAUAUCCUCCACAUCAGCAACAUUCCUCAGCUAUACAUCACACAGGUCAGACAGAAGUACAGACACCGCAGCUACAUGCGCACCAUUCCCAAUUCUGCCACGUACAGCAAACACAGCCUCAACCGCCUCCUUAUCAUCACCAUCACCACUAUCACCCUCCUCAACAGUUCCCUCAUCAGCAUCACCAGCACCUACAGCAUUCCCAGCACGCGAGUCAUUCCCAGCACGCGAGUCAUUCCCAGCACGCGAGUCAUUCCCAGCACGCGAGUCAUUCCCAGCACACUCCAUACGUGCAACAGCACCCCCACGUAACACAUCCUCCUGUGCCCAUUUCCCAUUCACAGCACCCUACUCAUGCUCAGCACCCUCAGCAUCUCCACGGCCAGCAACCUCCAUCUGCUCCUACCACUAGCAAAACCAAACACACAAGUGGCAUAAGUACAAUAGUGUAGGAAGAAAGAAAAAAUAAGAACAUUCUGUGCUUGUAAUGUCACAAGAAAGCUGCACUGGCACUUACAAUUGCAGCAAUAUAUGAAUCUAACUUCCUAACUCGAAAGCACUUGAUAAUACUACUGCAUACUAUUGAUAGUAUCCGAUUGGAAACAUGGAAUUUACAGUUCCAGUACAAAAUAAGAAAUAAAAUAAUCUACAUUAUCCUUUAGGCUACCCAGGGGAAAGUUAUCCUAGGUUUCUUUCUUUGCCUUGCUUUGAGGCAGGCUGAAGCCUUCUGUGCAGCUUACCAUUCAGUGUUUGUGCUGUUCUUUUCCCAGCAGUUGUUUAUUUUUGUCUUUCCCUUGGUGUACUGUCUGUUGUUUUAUUAUUUCAAAUAUGGUAGCCUGUAACAAAAAACUGAUGUGGAUCAAAUGAUUUUGAAGUUGCUUUGUGACAAUGGUUUGUGACAGUGGAAGAAACCUUUGUGUAAACAGAACAUUGUUAUGGUGGCUUUGUUUGAAUUUUAGUCUUUAAUAGUUUAAUUGCACAUGGAAAGUAAUGUUCAGAAACCUGAAGUUGCAAAACAAGCCUCACUUUUUAAAAAGUUUCAAAUAAACUAUUCACAGAGACUUAAAACUGUAGAAUUUUGAGCAACAAUAAAUAAUGUCAGUAUUUAUUUAGCAGUAGCCCCUUGGUAACAAACACAUCAUAAAUAAUAUAUUAAGUGUGCCAACUAUAUCAUCACUUAAUAUUUUAAUCAAAAUCUGCUUCAUGUAUAACAUGCAUCUGCAGUUCUUUCCUACACAUGCAUACAGUAUUUUAAUAGGAAACGCUGCACACCUAUUUGACUUUAGUAUUGAAAUUAGUACGAUUAAUAUUAUAGGUGAGCUAACUAAUGAAAUUUAAUGCUGUUUGUUAUUAAGUUGGCAUCUAAUUAUCUGAAUUUGCCAUCCUUCAUUCCAAAGCACUGCUUAUCAGUUGGAGAUAAAUGAAGGUAAAAAAAUAUAGAAUAGGUCAAAAUUGAUCUGUUUUCAUACAGUAUAAACAAAACUUCAUGUACAUACACAGACAUUCAGAAGUCCGCACUGAGAGCAAUUAGAUGCUGAUAGCAAAACCUUCAAAGAUGAAAUUCCAUUUUCUUAAGAAAGAGAGAGAGAGAUAUAUUUUUUUGCUUCAAAGUACAUUGCACUCAGCAGGCUGAGUACAUCUCACACAUAUCAUUGUCAUAUUUGUUCCCAAAAUUUAAAUUUUGGUCCCUUUAUUUCAAAUAUGGAUUGGUGAUACCACCUAAUAUCAAAUUAUUGCAGCCAAUGCACUGUUGAAGUGACAGCAAUUGUAAACAUGCAAAAUAUUAUAUUUAGUGAUCAAAUGAAAGGUCUGCUAAAAAUAAAGGAACAUCAAUGGCAUGGACCUUUCUAAAGUAAGACCAGCUCUGACAUUUUUUCUAAAAAUAACAGGUUUCCCGACAUAAAUGCCAGCAAAUCUAUGAACUGAGCACUUUGUUAGCUGCCAUAGAGAGCAAAGACAGCAAAUAGAGUCUAGCCUUUUUUCCCUUGUUUUUGUUUCCAGUGUGUGCAAUAUUUUCUUAGUGCUACGAAGUGAGAAUAUAUGUCAGGUUUGUUAAUUUAAUCAUUCUUGAACAACUUGGAUCACAGUCUUAUCUUGGACUAAUUCCUGAGAUUGUGUUGCUUUCUGUAUAAAGAUUGAUGUUCUCAAUGAAGCAGGCUAUCUUGCAUGUCAUUUAAUGUUAAUGUUGUCAGGCUACACUCUACAUACUGUAUAUUUGCAACAUUUUAGUGUUAACAUUAAAUAUAGUUGAGGUAAAUUGAUCGCAUAUUAAAAUACUUAGACUGUUUCUUCAGACCUCUGUACUUAUAACUAUAGUCUAACUGUAAUCUAAAAUUUGUUCCAAAAAAGAUCUGGUUGCCAUUCUAGACAAUAGUGGUGGGGAGGGUUUUUCCAAGGUCCUCUAAGAAUUACACAAUAACUCCUUCAUGAAGACAUUUGUCUGUUACAUAUACUGUGCAUAAAUUGUUUGAGAUUAUCGUGAAUUUUCAUUGUAAAUAAAAAUGUAUUAAAUUAGGAAUAGUGUGGAUUAUUUUUUAUAUUUACUCUUAAAUAUCUGCAUUAUCAGUUGUACUGGCUUAUGUAUAGUGCUCGAGUGUUGAUGUGCAAAGGAGUUCAAAUACAUGGUGUAUGUCUUUUGUCCACAUCUUACUAAAGCAUAUUCUUUCAAGAAGAUGUUGGGUAUUUCAAAUUUUAAUUUAUGCAAAUAAAUUCCACCAAAUAAUAUCAGACUGAAAAGAAUACACUCUAUGGCUUGUAAUCCACCCACCUUAUCUUGCAGAUGUUGCGGACCUGAUCUUUUCUGGAAUAACACAACUAAUAUGUAUUUGUAUUGGUUUUUUUAAGUUAAGAAUGAAAUGUAUCAUAAUGUGAUUUGUUUUCGAUAAGAUCACUUUAAUAUUAGUGUACAAGUAUUGUAUUGCUUAAAAAGGAGAGAAAGCUGCAACCAUCUGAUGUCAAAUGUUUUCCCAUCUUGCAAUGCAUGCUGCAGAAGCCUCUUGCUUCUGGUAACAAAGAACUGAAUGAAAGUCAGCAAAUACAAGUAAAACGUUUGAUGUUCAAUUUACUGUCUCAUAUAAAACUAUGUGUUACUGCAGUCCAGCAUGUAUUUUAAGUUUGUACUCAUUGUACAAAAUCAUUUGACACUGCCACUUCUGCCUGCAAAUAUAGCAAAGUAAUUGUGUACAUAGACUAAAAAAGAAAUACCCUAUCUCAAGGGUGAGAUGGGAAAGGAAUGGGAAAUUAGAUUGAAGAGAGUUAAUAAAUAAACAAUUCUUUAAUUUGUAUAUAAUUGUAAAUUAGUUUUACCAAUGUCCAUAGUCAUUUUAGGGUUGUAUUACUUCUGUUCCUAUACUAUCGUAAUGCUUAGAUCUGUUGUACUUCUGUGGCAGCCAUGUCAAACUAUUUGCUUAUUGCAAGCAAUGAGUUCUUGAAAACAUACUAAUUGUCAUAUGCUUUCAAAAAUUCAUGCAUUGUAACUAUUUUGCAAAUCUCAAGAUCCAUUUUCAAUGUAAAAGGGGAAAGGAGUGGUUUCAUUUUAAUAUGCAUUAUAGUUGCAAGUAGUACACAACCCUAUCCAUGUCAAAAUAUGGCUGUGAUAAUGUGGAGAACGCAAAAUAAAUUAUACAGAAAUACUA